Plasmodium vivax (malaria parasite P. vivax) is the source of this 2855-nucleotide messenger RNA. Its product is annotated as RNA binding protein, putative. Gene Ontology annotation, cellular component: nucleus; cytoplasm. The coding region runs from base 1 to 2433 and encodes 810 amino acids. The transcript has a single exon. Gene Ontology annotation, biological process: regulation of gene expression. Gene Ontology annotation, molecular function: mRNA binding. NCBI's taxonomy places the organism in Eukaryota, Apicomplexa, Aconoidasida, Haemosporida, Plasmodiidae. The record is from RefSeq and is a predicted model, not a curated record.
AUGAUAAAGCAAAAGAGGUCGUACACGCGCAUCAACAACGAAGGCGAAAUGAGCAACCACAGCGAUGAGGAAGGCGCAUUUAAAAGGCCCCGAAAUAAAAGUGCCAGCAGCAAUAGGUCCUUCGGAAGUUACAACGAUGAGGAAAACGAAAAGGAUGAAAGAAUGAGUUACUCUGCUAGUGGCACAACCACAGAAAUGAGAAUCCCCUACUGUCUCCUCCUACCCAAUAGGGCCAUCGGCUUUGUCAUUGGUAAGUCAGGAAACAAUGUACGUGAAAUUGAAAAGGCCUGCGGAGCGGUUAUAAAAUGCCAAAAGGAAUUUGACGUCUCAGUGUAUCCACCUCCAUCGGAAAAAAUUCUAACCAUCUUUGGAAAAAAGGAAAAUAAAAAAAAGGCAUUAGAACUCGUUCUAGGUAAAUCCAAAACGGUCAUGGAUUUCCAUGAAGAGGAUGGGAAAGAGUCCAUCGUUAUCAUCGUACCUACUAGAUCUAUCCCCAUCAUCAUCGGACAGAAGGGCUCCAAAAUUGCCUCCCUCUCUGAAAAAUCAGCUUGCGAAAUAAAUGUACAUAAGGAUGACGUUCCAGGCAUUAAGGAUAAGGCUAUUUUCAUUAAGUCAAAAAAAAUUGGAAAAAUUAUCGACUGCAUAGGCAUCAUUUAUGAUUUGCUGGAGGAUAUCGUUGAUAAUGGUAUUCUUUCCUUGUCUGAGUUUCCUGGGGUUCCCAAAAGUGGCGCUGUGAUUUCUUCCCUGGGUGGUGGCGGUGCGAUGGGGGAUGGCCCAGGCGGCAUGGGUGGCGACGACCCGAUGAGGGGCAGCGGCCAGAUGAACAACAUGGCGGGUAACCACAUGGGUGGCGGUGGGGGUGGCCCCAGUAACCACUUCCACCCAGGCGCACACAACCACUUUAACCACGGCGCGAAAUAUAACAUGAAAAAAAAUGAUAACAGUAACUCCUUUGAGCAUAUGAGCGGAGACGAUUACGACAAUUUCUCAGUUCCAAAGGAGAGGAAUUUGUUACUACACAAAUACGGAAAGGAAGUGAGUGCCUGCGUGAUUCGCUUCGUCCUUGACGUAGAGACCACCGCGUGGAUAAUCGGCAAGGCGGGGUGCCACAUAAAGGAAAUAAGAACCAUAACAGGAGCAGGUGCAGUUAUAGUAGACGCCCCAGAUAAUAUAGAAAAUGUAAAAACGUGUGAUCGAAUUUUAACCCUUUCCGGAUCGGCUGAAAAUAAAUUUAAUGCCCUCAAAUUAAUCGUCAGACAAAUGGAAGAAAGGGAAAAAAAUAUCAACCACCCUAUGCGUAUGCUAGUCCCUGGAAAGGCAGCUAGCUUCCUUAUCGGUAGGAAGGGCUCCAUUAUAAAGUACAUCACGGAGAUGUCCGGUUCGCAAAUACAAGUGGCGAAAAAUAAAGAGAGUGAAAAUGAAAAGCUAGUCCUGAUUAGCGGUUCGCCAGAUUCUAAAAUUUUGGCCUCCAUCCUAGUUUUGCAAAAAUUAGAAGAAUAUGAGAACCCGGCCAUCGUCAGGGAGGGACUGCUCAUCCCCCUGAAUGACGUCUUCUUCAGCUUGGGCGCGAACAAGUAUGCCGGCGUGAAGAAGGGCACCCACAGCAACCACGGGGGUAGCAGCAACAACGGGAGUAGCGCCAACCACCACAACAACAGUUACAGCUACGGAAACAGCUACGGAAACGGCGGGGGGGGGAACCACAGCAAGCCUAUGCAUAACCACCACCAAUCGAACGCGCACAGCGACAGGUACUUCUCUCCCAACUCCAUGCCCAACAGUCACUACGGCAGGGGCUCCUCCCCCCACGGGGUUAACGGCGGCGGCUACGGUGGAGGUGGAAGCCACCCGGACCACCACCGCGCGAACCAUCACUACCCGAAUGGCCACGACGACGGGAGCCACAGCCCCGCGAAUAAUAGCUACCCCUACGACGACCACGCGAUGCAGAGUCAUAGCAGUAACCACCACGGGGAUGUGAGUAACCACCCUGCGGACCUAAGCAACCACCACGGGGAUAUGAGCAACCACCACGCGAACCUGAGCAACCACCAUGCGAACCUGAGCAACCACCAUAACUCACUGAAAAACCCAAACGAUAUGAAAGACAAGGUGGAAAAAAUGUUCCUCCAGCAGUUUUACAAAUCCUUUCCCAUUUCCUCCCUCCCCAAAAUUUUAUCCAUCACUCAGCCGUACACCAUCGAGCUGAACAUGCCCGAUGUGUAUUUGGAAACGUUCGACUCGCAGAAUAAAAAUGGGAAAUCUUUAAUUGAAGAAAUAAUUGAGAAGUCCGGCUGCAACAUCUCCAUCUGCACGGACUCGAACGACUCCUCCUCCUACACCUUCAUCCUCUCCAUCACGGGUUCCCCCCUCGCCAACUCCAUCGCCAUCCUCAUGAUUCAGGCCAAAAUAUUUCAGUUCGACUGGUUCUGAGCGGCGGCAGUGGCAGCGCAGAGCAGCGGUGUGCUUCUUCGCGGUGUGCUUCUUCGCGGUGUGCUUCUUCGCGGUGUGCCUCUUCGCGGUGUGCCUCUCCACGGUGUGCCUCUUCGCGGUGUGCCUCUCCACGGUGUACCUCUGCACAGUGCGCCCCCUUCGUAAAAACGCUCUUUCAAUUUUUCAACCCCCAAAUGUACAAAAUUCGACGCACAUUGCGGCCGAGUUCCCUCCCCCCUUUCCUUAUCACGUUCUACGUUGUCAUCGUUUCACCAAAUGGUUACCCAGUUUUUCAUUUUUUUCGCUCCUUUUUUCUCCCCUUUUUUUUUAACCCGCAAAUUAGCACAACUUAUUAUAUGUAUACGAGGUUGCACCAACCCGUAGUUUCCUCAAAAUUUACAAUCCCAAAAUGGGCACAUGUU